AAACGAAACGAGGUUUUACGGGUAUUUCCCUUUAAAUAACGUACAGUCCGCCAUUUGCAGAGAGAAUAUCAGAUACCCUAACAGUGUUACAUAAUGGAUCACAUUCCCCGUCUAUCAGAGGUCCUGUAUGUUGGUCUGUGUCGUAAGAUAGGGACACCAACAGAAGUGGCCAUCAGAAGGGAUGUGAAGGACAUGGAUGAGAUGAUAAAGAAACCUAUUUAUAGACAUAGAGGAAGUAUUGUGAUGGAUAGUGGUAGUUAUAGAGAGGGAUUUAGGUUGAGAUCAUCUGACCGGCAUAAAAUGUUCUGGCUUUGCAAAUAUAAACUAAUAACUGACAUUUCCCAGUCUCGGUUUUAUAAUAACACAAAACAUAUCAUUUUACUUAUGGAAGAUUCUGAUACACCGCCAGGAUUUGUCAAACUACGCCUCCUGACACCAGUGCAGAUAUCAUGCCUUGUUCUCUUUAAUGGCGGGGCUUAUUUAUCUAGUCGUCUCUGGAGAGAAAAAGAUUUUCAGGACAGGAUUGAGAAAGGUUCCUACUCUGAAAAUGUUAGAAUCCAUGGUCCUUGUAGUAGUGGUUUCCUUUAUGGCCUUCUUGAAUUCGAUGAAGCUUAUUGUUUAGCUACUUUUCCUUGGUCUAAACUAUUAGGACGUUGGGUUGAAAGAUGUCAAAGGCAUACCUGGCCGCCGGUACCUGUGUUAGAAAAAAUCCUUAAAAAUGAUUGUCACUGUGUGCCUAUUGGUAGUAAAGUUGGUGUGAUAUCUAACGAUCUGGAAUGGAGAUUAUCAUUUUCUCAAGCCGAGCAACAACUGGUGUGUACCAUGAAUCAUACACAAUUUCUAUGUUAUGGACUCCUGAAAAUAUUUCUGAAGGAAGUUAUCAAUUGUGGGGAUGAUAAAUUACUGUGUUCAUAUUACAUGAAGACCACAAUGUUCUGGAUGAUGCAAUCAGGACAAAUUGAAUGGCGCCCGAACAACUUACUGGAUUGUUUUUGGAGGUGUUUUAAAUAUCUUCUUCAUUGUGUUUAUUGUGGAGACUUUCCUAACUUUUUUAUUCCACAGAACAACAUGUUCAUAAACAAAAUUGUUGAUGAUGCACGUGGAUCUCUUGUAGAACAACUUUAUCAGUAUUACAGAAUGGGCAUGCCCUGUUUACUGCUGAGUCCGACUCUCAGAUCGUUCCUAGAACCAGCCCUCUGUACCCUGUCCUUUGUGUUAUCCGCUGCUGAGGGAGAAUUUAUGAGUGCUGCAGAAUUAGAUAAAUGUGGCAUAACUGAAUUGUGUAAUUUAAGUUUUACUGCUAAACAAAAAUGGGCAUCUUAUCUUUAUUUAAAAUCAGUCACAACUCUCUCGCGGUUAUCAAUUUCACCACACCAGUUGUUAACAUUACAAUUCUGUACUGCUGAGACUCUUGUUUCUUCAGCGUUCAUGAUGGUAAACAGUGCGUCAUGUUGUACACAUAGAAAUAUCUAUAACUUAGAUAUAAUUAUUUGUGGCAUGUUGAAAAUGGCAUCAAAAUUAGGUCCUGUGUUCUUUUUACUUUAUCUAGCAUUGUAUUAUUAUAGAACAUGGAGAUUUGUUAAAACACUUCAUAUCACAUAUAUCACUCAACAAAGACUAUCGCAGGCAUUUGUUAUAUAUAAUAUUGAUACUAUUGAUAGGCAAAGAUACAAUGAAGCUGUAGGUAAUCUACCUUUGUCUCGAAGAAUGAAGAUAGCUUGGGUGGAGAAUGUGUGUUUAUUUGAAAAUAUCCCCUGUAUUGAAGAAUUAUAUUUAGAACAGUUUUUGAGUCAACAAAAUGGAAAUUCACUCUUAUUUGUAUCACCGUUUGUAAUGGUAGAGAUGUUGUUGGUGUUAUCUCACCAUAGACUGGGUAAUAGAUCUCAGUGUUUACAGUCACUGACAGACCUACAGACACUGCUGAUCUAUGAUGACGGGACAUAUGUGCCUUUAUACACCAGAGACAUAUCUUGGCAGCUACUAGGAAUCUGUCAACAUGGUUUGGGAGACUUACACGGGGCUUUAGAGUCUUUUGAAGAGUCGCUCAGACAGGAAUCAUUCAAUGAAAUAAAAGAAGCUACAUAUAUUAGAAUAAAAUGUGUUAAACAACAAUUACAUAGAAAUGAUAGCUGACAGCUGAAGAUACCGUAUCUAAAAAAAAAAAUAAGUUAAAUGUGGUGGUUAAUUUGGGAUUAAUUUGUUGACCCACCAGCCUCCUUAAUUUAAAAAGUAAUGAAAAUUAUCUCCACUCUAUAUAACAUUUACUUUUAAUCUUGUACUUCCUUUUACAAGUUUGACUAUUCUGAAGGAUUAUAAAUAUACCUAAUUUUGAGAUUGGUUAAAGGAACUCAAAACAAAUAAUGUUUUAAAAAAACCUUCAUGCUUUUCGUAUAAUUUGAGGAUAAAAUAACCCAACUCACAUAAUGUUGUUAGCACGUGAAAAGUAUAUGUACUAGUAGGAUAUUAUUAUUUGCAAAAAUAUUACAACAGUACUGUCUUAUUGAAUUUAUCUACAAAAUCUUAACUGUGUUACACCUUUUUCAUUUUAAAAUCUUUCAUAAAGACUUAAUCGUAAGUUAUAUAAUCUGGUGUCAUAGUCUGCUUUUAAAUAAAAGUAGACUGAAGAAGGAUAUGGAAAUAACGAACAGUAUUCAAUCUCAACGUCCAUUAAACAAUAUACAAAAUAAGAGCAGAGCAAACACGGACCUCCGAAACAUCAGAGGUGGGAUCAGGUGCCAUGGAGGAGUGAGCAUCCCCUGAAUAUCUUUAUAUUAAUAAUAUAUUCAUAUUCGACAUUAGAUUGAAGCAUGUCUUCGAAGAAAUUAGAAAAUUUCAAAACUUCAAUAGCUUUGAUAAAUAUCUACAUCAAGUGAAGAUUUUCAUUUAUUUUUUUUUCUUCUGAAAAACCACUCUCUGUUAUCAUUCUGUUUACUUGUAAGAACCCGUUUUUCAAAGCCACCUGUAUGAAAGACUUUUUAAGUAACUGACUUAAUUAUACAAACUAUU
This is a messenger RNA of Saccostrea cuccullata (small rock oyster), 3006 nucleotides long. RefSeq lists its product as uncharacterized. The coding region runs from base 94 to 2133 and encodes 679 amino acids. The record is from RefSeq and is a predicted model, not a curated record. The transcript has 2 exons. Lineage: Eukaryota; Metazoa; Mollusca; Bivalvia; Ostreida; Ostreidae.